AUGAAGCUUUUCAGUCUUUUCUCGAGCGUUGCUUUUGCACAAACGGUUGAAGUUGAUAACGAUGUUUGGGACAUUUCCAUUGAUCAGCCGAUUGAGUUUAAUGUCGAAGAUCCAAUUUACAAAGAGUUCAAAGCGAUGCAAGCAACAGAAACGAUCAUGGCCCGGGCAAUGGUCGGCACAGAUGACGAUGCCGUCCGAAAGAUGAAAAUGCGCAAGUUUGAUACGCUGAAGAAAAUGAUCGCCUAUUUGGACAACGCUGCUCGACCCGACUUUGGAAAAUCUUGCCACUAUGGCUGUCACUGCCUUGUUGACGGAAUGGAUGACAUCCUUGCUGGCUAUGGCCAACCAGUCGAUGAAAUUGACUCUGCUUGCAAACGAUACAAGCAGUGUGUCAAGUGCGCGCUCCAGGACUUUGGAACUGAUGUCUGUCCGUGGUACAAGCCGUAUAAAAUGACAGCCAUGGUCGACACCGAAACAGGCGAAAAACACCUUAAUUUUGAUUCAAGAGCAUUAUUUUUUAACUCGAUGAAAGCUGGAUACUGUAAAAAUGCGCUUUGCGAAUGCGACGCUCAGUUGGCUCGAGAUAUGGCGGAACACAAAGAAUCCUACAACAAAGACUUUCAUUCCAGCCAUGGCCCAUGGAUGGAUGAAGUCUGGGAAUGGUACUCGAGGGAAACGAGAAAGAGGGUUCUUCUCCGCUCUGAUGUUCACAAUAAAGGUGUCAGUCUCAACAUUGGUAUGGAAAUGUCCAAGUCUUGGGUCAAAAAUUGGUGCAGGAAGUACAAGGUUAAUUUCAUGGACCAGAAAGUCUUCCAGGACAUUGCAAUUAUCGAACAGAGAGCGAUCGACUGGCUUCUUGAGACAGAAAGGCCAACUAUUGGGCGCGACGAUCGUAUAAGAGUUGAAAGUAUCUUGCGAAAGGGUGCAGCAGAGCUCGGAAUCUCAGACGAUUUUAUUACGAAAAAAUAUUUGGAACGGCUUAUCAAACGAAAGAGGGUUACCAGACCUAAAACCUUCCUGCAGAAAAAGUUCGGCACGAUGACCCUCGAGGAUGAAGACGAGUUGUCGUUCUAA
This is a messenger RNA of Oikopleura dioica, 1074 nucleotides long. Lineage: Eukaryota; Metazoa; Chordata; Appendicularia; Copelata; Oikopleuridae. The record is from the annotation of a GenBank genome assembly.